AGAUUCUGGUUUUAGAUGUUGGCUCACAGAUUCUGGAAGACGCUCAAGAAAGAACAGAUGGCCUUCAUGACGCUGACACUCUUCCCCAUCCGGCUGCUGCUCGUCCUGAUCGCGAUGCUGCUCGCCUGGCCCUUCACGUUCUUCGCCACGCUGGGGUCCUCGGAGAGGGAGCCCGAGCCGUCCCCGGCCUCGUGGCGGAAGGUCGUGGACGUCCUGCUCAAGGCCAUCAUGCGCACCAUGUGGUUUGCCGGAGGCUUCCACUGGGUGGUGGUGAAGGGGCAGCAGGCCCCACCCUCUGAGGCUGCCAUCCUCACUCUGGCGCCCCAUUCCUCCUACUUCGACGCCAUCGCUGUCACCAUGACGAUGUCCUCCAUCGUGAUGAAGGCAGAGAGCAGGAACAUCCCAAUAUGGGGAACUCUGAUAAAGUACAUCCGGCCGGUGUUCGUGUCCCGGUCGGACCAGGAUUCCCGCAGGAAGACCGUGGAGGAGAUCAGGAGGCGGGCACAGUCGAACGGAAAGUGGCCGCAGAUCAUGAUUUUUCCAGAAGGAACAUGUACCAACAGGACGUGCCUAAUUACCUUCAAGCCUGGUGCGUUCAUCCCAGGAGUUCCUGUCCAGCCUGUGGUUCUGCGGUACCCGAACAAACUGGACACCAUCACGUGGACGUGGCAAGGACCUGGAGCGUUGAAAAUCCUGUGGCUCACGCUCUGUCAGUUUCACAAUCGAGUGGAAAUCGAGUUCCUUCCCGUGUACAGCCCCUCGGACGACGAGAAGAAGGACCCGGCCCUGUAUGCCAGCAACGUGCGGCGCGUCAUGGCAGAGGCCCUGGGCGUCUCGGUGACCGACUACACGUAUGACGAUUGCCAACUGGCCCUGGCGGAAGGCCAGCUCCGUCUCCCCGCGGACACCUGCCUUCUCGAGUUCGCCCGGCUGGUGAGGGGCCUGGGGUUGAAACCAGAAACACUGGAGAAAGAUCUGGAUAAAUACUCCGACCGGGCCCAGACGCAGGGGGGACGCAGGGUGGGCCUCCCCGAGUUCGCCGAGUACCUGGGCGUCCCCGUCUCAGACACACUACAAGACCUGUUCUCCCUGUUUGAUGAGAGUGGAGAUGACACAGUGGAUCCUCGGGAGUAUGUCGUCGCCCUGUCCGUCGUCUGCCGGCCGUCCCGGACUCUGGACACCAUCCAGCUGGCAUUCAGGAUGUACGGGUCACAGGACGGCUGCAUCGAUGAAGGCGCCCUGUCCAGCAUCCUCAAGACCGCCUUAGGUGUGGCCGAGCUCACCGUGACCGACCUCUUCCGGGCCAUCGACGAGGAGGAGACGGGGAGGAUCACGUUUGCCGACUUCCGCAGGUUUGCAGAAGCGUUCCCCGACUUUGCUGAGGACUACCUCUACCCUGACCAGACGCGUCCUGAGAGCUGCCCGCAGACGCCCCCAGCUCCAGCCCCCAACGGCUUCUGUGCUGACUUCAGCCCUGAAAACUCGGGCGUUGGGAGGAAACCUUUCCGGAAGAAACUGGACUAGGAUGAAGGUUUCUGGCAAGAUGAGGCGUCUCCGUGGCCCAGUCACCACCCGCCUCCACGUGGCCGUGCGCCCGCCGGCCUCAGGCCCAUCCACAAGACUCGGGCUCGCCACCCUGCUCCUCCGUGGACAGCCCCGCGUGAGGGAGGCCGCGUGGCCGGGUGCCUGUCCCCGUCGCCCGGACCAUCCUGGCUCGUUUCCACCACGGUCUCUGCCACGUCCCCGUUCGUGUCCCUUCUCGGCGGCUCGCCCGGCGGACGGGCCUCCACGUGCACGCGCGACACACGCUUGAGGCCAGGGCGCGUCACGCGCGUUUGCAUCCCAGCACAGACCGUCCGCCGACCUUGGGGGUCACAGGCUGGCUGGGCCGCAUCUAAUUUUAAACGUUUCUGUAUCUGUGGGCGCUCGCGGGCGUUUUAUAAACUUCGUUUAGAUACUUCGGGAAGCUCACAGCGUUUUUUAAAAAAAAAACAAAACUUGUUUUCUACUUCAUUUUUCCUUUCAGGGCUAGAGGAUAUUUAUUUACGGGCCGUUUUGUGAUCAGGUCCGAGGCUGUGUGGGGCUUUGACUUCAGCCUCUUGCCGGCCUCUCUCCACCAGGUCCACCCGUGUCUGGGUCCCCCACACAUGUGGCCCAGAGCUCCCAUCUGCCUCUUUAACCCUUUUCAGACCCCUCUUUUCUACAGACGUUACCAGCCUGGUGUCUCCGUGUAACGGGACGUGAUCUGCCUCCCCGUGCACAUAGCGGCCUCAACGGUGGUGCUGGGCCGGCAGGGGGGCUGCCGACGGGCCGGGCCCGCUGGGAGGCCGACCCUCGUCCCUGCUCCCGGUGCUGGGUCCCACGUGUGCAGGGGGAGGAGCUGUGGGGGAAGGGAACCGUGUGCAGACCGCAGGAGCCGGUGCCGGGGGUACAGCCCGUGCGAAUGGCAGGAGGUCUGGGGAAGGCUGUCAGGCCUCUGGUGACCCCGAGGGGAGGAGCACAGCCUCCAGACGCAGGAAAGGGAAGGUUCCUGUCGCCUUUCCCCCCCCCCAACUACCCGGAGCUCAGCCUGGAUCACUCCCUGGACAUACAGCUGGAAACCUGUCCUUAAAGCACAAUAUAAGCCCCGCGGUCUCCACUCCGUUCCCUGAAGCAAAGCCUCUGGGUUUGCCUGGGGGGAAAGCUCUUCUGAAUUUCUAAAUAAGUUGUAUUUUGUUCUUGGGCCUCUGUGUAGGAAGUGACCACCAGGCCCGAAGUACAGGAAAAAGCGUUUGUAACCUCUCCAGGAGUUCUCGGUGCGCAUUUCCAUCCACGGCCACGGCCAUGAGUGAAGGAAAAGCCCCCCGGCCUCGGCUGUGCCCCCUCCCCGGCCACACCAGCGUGACAGUGCCAGCUGGGCGCCCGCGGUGGCCAGACACAGCCUGGCGGUUCACAGCGAUCGGUUAUGUGACUGUAGAUGCAUACAGUUUUGUUUUUAAGAGAGAAAACAUACAAGUGACGGAGGAAGGAGGUGAACAGACUAAGAUAUCCCGAGGGGAGGCCCUUCCCCGUCUGCACAUGAAGGGCUGUUUGAACGGAAUGCCGUGCGCGUUUUCAGGAAAAAAGCCUCUGAUAAGCAGACUUGGGAUGGAUGUUUGUUCCUCCUGCGCUUCCGGCCUCGCACCUGCGGGCGUUCAGAACGUGGGUAUGGCUGGACCCCUUUUGUGGGAGGUGGGGACGGAGACGAUGGGGGCCCCGCGGGGACCGGGGGUCCGGGGUGGGCUCCGUGAAACAGCUUUGGUCUCCACUGGAAUGAAUAAAGUGUAAAGUCGUACGUACCUGA
Molecule: messenger RNA, 3322 nt
Organism: Herpailurus yagouaroundi (jaguarundi)
Lineage: Eukaryota; Metazoa; Chordata; Mammalia; Carnivora; Felidae
Gene: LPCAT1
Product: lysophosphatidylcholine acyltransferase 1
Exons: 14
Coding region: 16-1524 (502 amino acids)
Cellular component (GO): endoplasmic reticulum
Molecular function (GO): lysophosphatidic acid acyltransferase activity; calcium ion binding; 1-acylglycerophosphocholine O-acyltransferase activity
Source: RefSeq, a predicted model, not a curated record